This is a messenger RNA of Suhomyces tanzawaensis NRRL Y-17324, 1589 nucleotides long. RefSeq lists its product as uncharacterized. Lineage: Eukaryota; Fungi; Ascomycota; Pichiomycetes; Serinales; Debaryomycetaceae. The transcript has a single exon. Bases 234 to 1133 code for a protein of 299 amino acids. The record is from RefSeq and is a predicted model, not a curated record.
CCACUAGAUAUUGAUCGAUUCAUUCGCUGACAUACUACGUCACAGUCGAAAUGGUAGCCUAGCCCACAUUCAUCUGCGCUCUUCCUUUCUCGCUGCCCUCUUGCAUCUUCACUCUUUCAUCCACAAUAAUUUGUUCACUUUAAUCUUCACUCUACGAUUCUCAAAUUUAUCUACUUUCCCCGUCCAAUUUUGUCAGAAAUUUGCAUUUCUCACAAGAAUUUGCGGCAAUCACAAUGCCAUUUGAGAACACCAUCCACCAGCUCAAACACAGAUGGGACAUCUUGUUAGUGGAGUGGAGACGGCGCCGCUACAGCAACUCGCACGAUCCCCGACUCAUCCAUACCAAACUCAAGGGCAAAACGCUCUUGUCGUUGAGAGCAUUUCCCCACGAUGAGUACCACCUCAAACCAGGCGAGUUUUUGACUUUGGCUCCCAGGGCCAAAAUUGUCCCCGAAUUUGCCCUGCCAGUCUUCGAGGACUUUGGAGAUGUCUUUGUUCCUGUGGCUCCAAGCUCUCCUCUUGCGUUCACCUCUCCCACCCUUGUUUCGUUACAGGAGGAAUCUUCCCGCUGUGAGAGCAUCUGCCAACCACUGGAACCACCAAAAAAACUGUACCCAAAAAUGGCCCAAUGGCCCCCGUUGGAGCCGACUGCCAAACAGGAUCCCCAAUUACUAACUACAAGUGUCGGGUUUGAGGUCAACGGCCACGAAGCCUUCCAUUGGUCCUUUGUGGAGGUUUCGCACCACCAGUGCCCGGCCCGGGCACCAGUACAGAGCCCAAUACCAAACGGUAGAUGUCCCAGUGGUGGUGCAAUCCAUACCAAAGACUGGGAUAGGAAGGUCGUUGCUGGAGAUGUCCUGCUGGAAGUAGCUCACUCUGUCACUGUCCAGCUGGUCCCAAACAUACCCAAUUAUGUCUUCUGUCUGGUAGAUGCAAAAAACAAGGAGAACAAAGAUUUUUUUGCAAUCAAUUUGGAGCCUGCCAGGACCCUCUACACCAAGCUGAGUAGCCUGCAGCCCCAGAAUGGCAAAACGACACUGGAACUGCCACUGUCUGCCACCAGGCCUAUUCUGGCUCAGUACUACAACCAUGGGCACGUGAGCCUAUGCCACAAUUCCUCUCAAGACAGCUAGUCCCAUGCGAAAACAGCCCCCAGUGCACAUCCAGACAGCCAGAGACAGCCAUUGGUCUGUGUGUAACCCCCCCACUGCUGUCCAGCACCCCCAACUGCUGUUGGAGCCCCAUCUCCGCCGUGGCACCACUUCUCGUAUCGAACCUCUCCACAGACACUAGAUAGUGUCCUGCAGACAAGCCGGUAAUUCGCCUAGUCCUCAUUGGCCAGUCCUCAGAAAAAUCACCAUAAAUUUUCAAAACCCAAUCUACCAACUAAACAACCUCAACUAUAAUGAUUCGUGGAUCCGGUGUUCGUUCUGCUGUUAAGCAAUUUGCAUCUCGUCGUUUCGUCUCGACCGCCAACGCCCAAACCAAGUACACCACCUUAAGCAACGGUGUCACUGUGGCCAGUGAAGUCAACCCUCAUGCCACCUCCUCCACCGUGGGUUUGUACUUCGGUGCUGGUUCCAGAGCUG